This is a messenger RNA of Suillus bovinus, 1437 nucleotides long. RefSeq names its product Aldo keto reductase. Lineage: Eukaryota; Fungi; Basidiomycota; Agaricomycetes; Boletales; Suillaceae. The coding region runs from base 101 to 1246 and encodes 381 amino acids. The transcript is spliced from 10 exons. The record is from RefSeq and is a predicted model, not a curated record. Gene Ontology annotation, molecular function: oxidoreductase activity.
GCAGGUCAGAUCAUCACUGAUGAACACAGGCUCAUGCCAGUGUCCUUUUCGUACGGCCUAUGUUAAUUCGCAUUUCUACCCGAGCCUGAACAUGGCCUAAAUGUGUUUUGCAUAUCCCCUUGGCGCCCUAGUCCGUGGAUUGGAACGGAGUUUGAUAAUGAAACAUUAUAAUGCCCCAUUUUUACUGCCUUGCUCUCCUAUCCCGCUCCUAACUAUGCCUAGAACAAGACCGCAAUACAAAGAGACAUUCCCUCUUGGUCCUUUCACUGUCCCUCGAGUAUGGGUAGGUCUUUGGCAGCUGUCAAGUAACGCUUGGGGAAGCGCUUCGGCAGCGAAGAUUCGUCAAGCAAUGGCUAGGCACAUCGAAAUGGGUUACAAUGCCUUCGAUAUGGCCGAUCACUAUGGAAGCGCGGAAAUACUCUACGGGCAAUUCAAAGAAUCACUACCCAGCUCAGCAGAAGUUGUUGGAGCUACAAAGUGGUGUGUAUUCCGGCAAACAAAUGUGUCGCGUUCUGUGGUGGAGAACGCGGUUCGUGAGCGUAUGACACGCAUGCGCACCACCACCGUGGACUUGUUGCAAUUUCAUUGGCAAGAUUACUCCGACAAAGGAUAUCUUACCGCCCUCCAGAUUCUUCAAGACCUUCAGAACGAAGGGCUCAUCAGCGCGGUCGGCCUGUGCAAUUUCGAUGCCAUACGAACAGAUGAAAUAUGCACACAAUUAGGCCCUGGUUUCAUCGUUUCAAAUCAAGUUCAGUUCUCUCUAAUUGACACUCGGCCCCUCCACGGGAUGGCCGACGUAUGUGAACGGCAUAACGUGAAGCUAUUAACAUACGGCACGCUUUGCGGUGGAUUUUUAGCAGAUCAGUGGUUGAAUCAGCCGGAACCAGAUCUCUAUUCCGGUGUUUUGACGCCAUCUCAACGCAAGUAUCUUGAUAUGAUUUUGAAGGCCUGGGGGAACUGGGCACUUUUCCAGUCCCUCUUGGCAGUGCUGCGUGAUAUUGGUGAUCGUUAUGGGGGGCUGAGCAUUGCAAACAUAGCCACACGAUGGGUCCUUGAUCACUCUUUUGUCGGAGCUGUAAUCAUUGGCGCCCGUUUAGGAGUUUCUGAGCACAUAGAUGACAACGACCGUGUUUUUGGUUUCAGGUUGACUGACGAGGACAAUCGUGCCAUUGAAGCAGUACAAGCUCUGUCUAAUGGUCGCCGGAUGAUUACCCUGAUAGGGGACUGUGGGGCCGAAUACCGUUGAUAUGGCUGUACUCUAUCAUUUUUCUGUACAGCUAUUCAUCUUGUGAUUGUGGUGUAUCUUUGAUAAGAACUCGAAAAUCACAUCUGUGUGCACAUGUUCAGGAUCAAAUCCGCCACAGAGACAUCAUACUAUUCUCAGAACAAGGAUCUGCAUCAUUAGUAGGGUCCGAAAAGUUUGAUGCGGCUGGAGUU